AAGCUGUAUGCUUGCGCACUAGAAGCAUCUCCGCCAGCCUGACCCACCCACUUGGUGCGCAUGCGUAUUUUCCCUUCCCCUUCGCAGGGGAAAGCGACUCCUUCCAUGAUGCGCAUGUGUAUGCUGGGUCUUGCGGCAAUCUGAGGCUGCUUUAGGGCGCUUGAGAAAAGCGGCUGUUGACGAUCAUUCUCAGAGAUCUUUUCUUCGUCUCGCCUCCUGCAGGCCAAGUCAAGUGUUGCAGCUGCAAUGUAUAGUUUGUGUUAGACGGAGGACCCGUCCCAGCGCGCUGUGAAAUAAGAAAAUAUAUACUAGCAUCAUACAUGAGAGCCUGAGCUUCCUUUGAAAUUGAAAGCCGCAAAUGUCCAUUAUCUAUAAAUAUCCAUUAUCAGGCGUUUGCUCUGUCCUUGCCACUCCUGUGAUGAUUAAUACCUUGCACUGGCAAUUUAGAAUGGCAUAAACUUCCAUUUCAUAGCAGAAGUGCCUUCCUGUGUAGAAAGAAACCGUUGUGGACUGUGGAGGAAAACUCCAGGAAGUUCUCUCUUGACUUCAUCAAACAUAAUAAACCUUGUGGGAAACUCAAUAUAUUCCUGUUAGGGCUGGUAACAGGGCAGAAUUUUACUGUCCCAGCCGGUUAUUUUACGUCAAGAUGGUUACCAGUAUUGGAAGACAGAGUUCUAGAAAACAUUCUUGCUUAGCCAUUUUUUGCUGCUAUUGCGCCAGUUUGCAUUAUCAUAGUUUCACAUAGGUGCAGCACUAAGGUGUUACAUGGAGCGGUGGAAUUUGUAGUGACCAUGAGUGUGCAUGCGCUGUGAAUGCAAAUCAUCCUGCACAUUGUUUUGCCAUGUAGAUAUUAGGAGUCACAGAUAGCUCAGGACAGGUGUCGGGUUUUGGGCGGGGGGAGAGUGUACUGCAAAUGUUUAUAUUGCGCUUUCCUGCUACCUCCACCACCCACCCAGUUGAGCCAGCCAGACCACACUCGACCAGAGCCUAGCGUCUUCCUCUUUAUUGCGUGCCUGCUUCCUAUCUUGUCCCAGGCAGGCAGAAGGUAAACGCCUAGAAAAUGAACUCCUCCUCAGCGUCAGAAAGUGGACCUUACUCCACAAACCAAAGACCCUUUUUUUAUGCACAGCCAACAGCACAACAACCGUUCCCAAAUCCAUGGUUCCUUGGCCAUGUGUACAAUCCAUAUGGUAUUCCUACCACAGGCUUUAGAAAUGGGAAUCCAUAUUUCCCAUAUUAUUCGGUUCCUUUCCACGAGUACCCUGGAUACCUUAUUCAACAGCAUCCCAUGCAUACAAGAGCUAACAGAAGACCUUAUUAUAAUGGUCACCCACCCUCGCCCAUGCUUUAUCAAGCGACAAGGUUCAGGCACUAUAGCCCUGGGAAACGAACAGAGACCAAAGAAACGCAGACUGAUCCCAAGCAGCCUGAAGGUAAAUUUAAAAAGCAUCAAGAUCACAGUAAAGAAACAAAAGGCUCUGAUGCUGAAAACAUUAACUGUGUCUCCUCUGGUGUUGGUAAAGGAACUGAAAGCUCCUUGGAAAAAACAGAGCGGGUUGUGUCUCCUAUUGUUCCAGAAAGAGACUUUGCCAAGAACUCUUCAGGUUCUGUACAGUUUCGAAGCCUUCCCCCACGAGGCUAUGCCUUUGAGAAAGAGGAAGUAAGAAUAGAGUAUGGUAAUGGUGGUGCCCCUGCCAUUCAACUCUGGAAAUCCUUCAAAGAAACAAUCCCUCUAUAUGAUGUAGCAAAGAAACCAGUCCCAGAAAAUGUCAUGCAAAGAGAUGUGUUUGCUCUGAGUUCCUGUGAAGGAGUUGUAUAUGGGCCCCAUGAACAAGGAGAGUUGAUGCUGAGCACUGGUUAUUCAGAGGAGCAAAAUACUCUUGAAGAUGUGCAGGAGAAAGAGUCUGCACAUAAAUUAAAGCUGGAUUCAGAAAAGCAAGGAACUGCUAACCAUAGAGCAAAAUCUCCUUUAGACGAAGCCAAAGCCAUGCAGCUGGCUGAACCAACCAGACCUGACCAGAUGGGGGCAAGACUGGAUGCACUAAUGUCCAAAAGAUCUUCUGGCUUCAAGAGGUCCAGUGGUUCAAAAGCUCCUCAAGAUGUGUCAAACCUCGUUCGGCAAAGUGAAUUAUUUCCAUCUGGCAUGGAGAUAAAUGACUUGUGUUUUCCUCAGAAAUUGAAUGAGAAACUUGAGAUGACUGACAAAAAUCAGGUGACUCCAGAAACAAGCUUAUGGUGUGAUGAGUCAGAUAAAUACAUUCCUCCUGAGAGCUGGCUGGCUUGUUUAGACAACAUGGACACUAACUUUAACUAUAAUGUAUAUUUGUCUCAAAGAAAACGUCCAAGUGUACUCAGUCUUACCUCUGAUGAGAUGUCUUCCAUAGAUGAAGCUUCAUCAGUUGACACUGCAUCAGUGCCUUGUCUUGGCCCUGAAUAUAUGCUUCAGAAAAACAUGUAUGCCUUCAAGAAAAGCACAGAGGGCUUGGAAAGAGAGAAAAUAAAAAGCGGAGGCUCCCUCAAUGAAAACGAGGAAGUGGUGGGGAGUGAACAGGCUGGUAGUAGCCAUAGUCAGAACCUGAAGAGCUGUUCAGGAGUUAAGAUCAAAGAAGUUCUUAGUCGAAGCAGGAAGCUGGGCAUUCUUCCACGGUCUUCCAGUAGGAAGAAGCUUUAUCCUUGCAAAAAAAAAGCUGCUAAGAGUUUAUCGCCAUCUGAAGCAGAGGACUCUGAAGAAUACUGGAUGAAGGAGGAGGAAGAAGAUGAGGAGGAGGAGGAGGAGGAGGAAGAGGAAGAGGAGGAGUAUUUAAUUCAAGGCAUCCCUCCUUAUGGAACCCUAUCACCUGACAAAAGUGGUCUUGGUUGGCAGCUGGGCCAGCAAGUAUUCUGGAGAAUACCUAAACAUGCAGUGCCAGCUCAGCUUAUUAGGUGGCCUGUACAAGAGAAAAUAAAAAUUUCCAAUCUUGCUACUAAACUGAAGGAGCAAGAAGAAGAUGAAGACCUCUGUGGUGACUACAACUUCUGUCUGAAGAGACCUACAGUGCAUCAACCAGAAGCACAAGAGUACAGAAGAAUGCCUCAAAAAUCCUCUAGAAGACUGCAAAAGGAAGGUGGUGGUAUAGCAGCUGAUGAAUACUGGAUGAAAAGUGGUGCUCGGCCCAAGUUGGCUAGCUUGAUGUAUGGGGGCCUUUUACCCACAACCAAAAGCAUAGAAAAAGACAGCUUAUCAGUAGACACUCCAAAGAAGAAAGGGGUGCAUAAGCCUCCACACAAGCGCAGGGACACAAGACGAGAUGGCACAGAAGCUGAAGAAUGGGAAAAGCCUAAAACUACUCAACACAAAGGGCACAGCGCAAAGAGAUCUCUCUACCGAAGAAGAUAAUCAGAACUGAACGUACAAACAUCUGCCUGUAUUGUCCACACGAGUUAAACCUAGCUUUUUGUAAGCAGCUCAGCAAGAUUAAAGUUGCACUUCAAAGUAAAGAUUCCAGAGUAUGUUAGAAAAAAGUAUUUAAAAAACCACUAACAUGAAGGCAUAUGGAAAUAACACAAUUGAUAUUAAAAAAUUCAAAAUUGCACUAAA
This is a messenger RNA of Hemicordylus capensis (graceful crag lizard), 3577 nucleotides long. RefSeq lists its product as uncharacterized. The record is from RefSeq and is a predicted model, not a curated record. NCBI's taxonomy places the organism in Eukaryota, Metazoa, Chordata, Lepidosauria, Squamata, Cordylidae. Bases 1061 to 3376 code for a protein of 771 amino acids. The transcript is spliced from 6 exons.